This is a messenger RNA of Dromaius novaehollandiae (emu), 9292 nucleotides long. It is a transcript of the gene SRCAP, whose product is annotated as Snf2 related CREBBP activator protein. Bases 506 to 7864 code for a protein of 2452 amino acids. Lineage: Eukaryota; Metazoa; Chordata; Aves; Casuariiformes; Dromaiidae. Gene Ontology annotation, cellular component: Swr1 complex. Gene Ontology annotation, molecular function: ATP-dependent chromatin remodeler activity; ATP binding; ATP hydrolysis activity. Gene Ontology annotation, biological process: chromatin remodeling. The transcript has 34 exons. The record is from RefSeq and is a predicted model, not a curated record.
GGAGGCGGGGGGGGGGCGGUGAGCGAGGCGGCGCGGCGGGCGCCAUUUUGGCGCGGCGGCGCGGCGGCCGGGGCGGGCGGAGCGGCGGCGGCCGGGGCGGGCGGGCCGCGGAUGGCGGCGGAUCGGCGGCGGCGCCGCGGCUGAGGCGGCGGCGGCGGAGGCGGGAGCGGGCAGGCGCCUCCCCUCGCCCCCGCCCCCCUCCCGCCUCCCCCCUCCCCUCCCGCCCAGCAGCGCCCCUCGCCGCCCCACCGGCACCGUGGAAGUGGAGUGCGAGGAGGAGGAGGAGGGCCCAGCGCACGCAGGCGGUUCGGCGCCCGGCGGCCCGGAGCGCAGGCUGGGCCGCCAGGGCACCCAGGAGCUGGACGGCCCGGCCCGGCGGCCGCCCGAGCAGCAGGAUGAGGCCGCCCCCCCGCCCCCCCGCGCCCCCCCCGCCCGCCCGCCGCAGCGCCCCGAGGUGACCGUCACCCCCCCGCCGCCGCCGCCGCCCCCCCCCGCAACGGGCGCCAUGACGGGCGGCGAGCCCGUGUCGCCCGCCUCGGCCGGCUCCCCCGCCGCCCCCCCCGCCGCCGCCGCCGCCGGGGGGGGGUCGCUGGACGCCGCCGCCGCCCCCCCGGAGCCCCCCAGCCUCUGGGACCGCACGCACGCCGAGAUCGCCGAGCAGGCCAAGCACGAGGCCGAGGUGGAGCACCGCAUCGCCGAGAUGAAGCGCGAGGGCUUCUGGUCGCUGAAGCGGCUGGCCAAGGUGCCCGAGCCGGCGCGCCCCAAGGUGCACUGGGACUACCUCUGCGAGGAGAUGCAGUGGCUGGCCGCCGACUUCGCCCAGGAGCGCCGCUGGAAGCGCGGCGUCGCCCGCAAGGUGGUGCGCAUGGUGCUGCGGCACCACGAGGAGCAGCGGCAGCGGGAGGAGCGGGCCAAGCGCGAGGAGCAGGCCAAGCUGCGCCGCGUCGCCGCCUCCAUCGCCCGCGAGGUCAAGCACUUCUGGAGCAACGUGGAGAAGGUGGUGCAGUUCAAGCAGCAGUCGCGGCUGGAGGAGCAGCGGAAGAAGGCGCUGGACCUGCAGCUCGACUUCAUCGUGGGCCAGACCGAGAAGUACUCGGACCUGCUGAGCCGCAGCCUCAACGCCCCCCGCGCCCCCCCCGGGCGGCCCCCCCGGCCCGACGACGAAGACGGCGACUUCCAGCCGCACGAGGAGUCGGACGACGAGGCCACGAUCGAGGCGGAGGAGCGGCAGGAGGGCAACGACCGCGAGAGCCGCCGCCGCGAGCUGGAGCUGCUCAAGCGCGAGGGCCAGCUGCCCCUCGAGGAGCUGCUGCCCCCCCAGCUGCUGGCCCGGCCCCCCCAGCCGCCCGCCCGCUCGCCGCCGCCGCCGCCCCCGCCGCCGCGCCGCCCCCGCCGGCCCUGGACGCCCCGGCAGCGCCGCCACGGCUCCGCCGCCCGCCGCCGCCACGCCGAGGACGAGGAGGAGACCAUCGCCGCCCAGGAGCGCCUGGAGGGCGACGUGGACCACAAGAAGGAGCUGGACGACCUGGCCCGCGAAGGGGCGCUGCCGAUGGAGGAGCUGCUGCGUCGCUACGCCGGCGCCUUGGGCGACUCCGCCAGCUCCGGGGCCCCCUCCGAGCCCGGCUCCGCCCCCGGCUCCGCCCCCGCCUCCGGCUCCGCCUCCCCCGGCUCUGGCUCCGCCUCCCCCGAGGACGCCAGCAGCACCCGCUCCGACUCGCCGGCGGCCGAGAGCGAGGAGGAGGAGGAGGAGGAGGAGGAGGACGAAGAGGACGACGAAGAGGACGACGAAGAGGAGGAGGAGGAGGAGGAGGAGGAAGACGAGGAGGCCGAGGAGAGCGAGGGGGAGGCGGCGGCCCCCCCCGGCGCCCGGGAGGACCGCGGGGAGGACUGCGGCGUGGCCUACCUGCUGCAGGGCGACGAGGGCGCCCCGCCCCCCGCCCCCGCCCCCGCCCCGACCCCCACCCUGACCCCCACCCCCACCCCGGGGCCCAAGGCCGAGAUCACCGACAUCGCCGCCGCCGCCGAGAGCCUCCAGCCCAAGGGCUACACCCUGGCCACCACCCAGGUGAAGACGCCCAUCCCCCACCUGCUGCGGGGCACCCUGCGCGAGUACCAGCACAUCGGCCUCGACUGGCUGGUCACCAUGUACGAGAAGAAGCUCAACGGCAUCCUGGCCGACGAGAUGGGGCUGGGCAAGACCAUCCAGACCAUCUCCCUGCUGGCCCACCUGGCCUGCGAGAAGGGCAGCUGGGGCCCCCACCUCAUCAUCGUGCCCACCAGCGUCAUGCUCAACUGGGAGAUGGAGCUCAAGCGCUGGUGCCCCAGCUUCAAGAUCCUCACCUACUACGGGGCCCAGAAGGAGCGCAAGCUCAAGCGGCAGGGCUGGACCAAGCCCAACGCCUUCCACGUGUGCAUCACCUCCUACAAGCUGGUGCUGCAGGACCACCAGGCCUUCCGCCGCAAGAACUGGAAGUACCUCAUCCUCGACGAGGCCCAGAACAUCAAGAACUUCAAGUCGCAGCGGUGGCAGUCGCUGCUCAACUUCAACAGCCAGCGGCGCCUGUUGCUGACGGGGACGCCGCUGCAGAACAGCCUCAUGGAGCUGUGGUCGCUCAUGCACUUCCUGAUGCCCCACGUCUUCCAGUCGCACCGCGAGUUCAAGGAGUGGUUCUCCAACCCCCUCACCGGCAUGAUCGAGGGUAGCCAGGAGUACAACGAGAGCCUCGUCAAGCGGCUCCACAAGGUGCUGCGGCCCUUCCUGCUGCGGCGGGUGAAGGUGGACGUGGAGAAGCAGAUGCCCAAGAAGUACGAGCACGUCAUCAAGUGCCGCCUGUCCAAGCGGCAGCGCUACCUCUACGACGACUUCAUGGGCCAGGCCAGCACCAAGGCCACCCUGGCCACCGGCCACUUCAUGAGCGUCAUCAACGUGCUGAUGCAGCUGCGCAAGGUGUGCAACCACCCCAACCUCUUCGACCCCCGGCCCAUCCACUCGCCCUUCAUCACCGAGGGCAUCUGCUUCGUCACCGCCUCCCUCGUGCUGCGCGCCCUCGACCCCGACCCCUUCAAGCAGGUGGACAUGGGGCUCUUCGACCUGGUGGGGCUGGAGGGGCGGGCGUCGCGCUACGCCGCCGACACCUUCCUGCCCCGCUGGCGCGUCACCCGCCGCCUCCUCGAGGACGUGGCCGCCGCCCCCGACCCCCCGCCCCGGCCCAAGCCCGUCAAGAUGAAAGUCAACCGGAUGCUGCAGGCCCCCCCCCGGGCCGAGGGGGGCCGGGCGCUGGGUCCCCCGGGGCCCCGGCCCCCCCCCGCGCCGCCGCCGCCCCCCCCGGCGCCCCCCGGCACCCCCCUGGCCCUGGGGCUGGGGCUGGGCCUGGCCCUGGCCGCCCCCCCCCGGCCCCCCCCGGCCCUGCUGCCCCCCCUCGCCCCCGCCGCCCCCGCCCACGUGCUGCCGCAGCUGCCCGGGGCCCCCCUGGGUGCCGCCCGCCCCACCCCGGCCCCACCCCCCACCGCCGCCACCCUCCAAGCGGGGCCGGGCACCGGGGGGGGGCCGGGGCGGGCGCCGGGGGCCCCCCCGCCCCCACCGCCCCCCGCCAAGGGGGGCCCCGGCACCCCGCUGCCCGCCUACGCCUUCCCCGGCACCGGCCCCCAGCGCCUGCUGCUCUCGCCCGACAUGCAGGCCCGCCUGCCCUCCGGCGAGGUGGUGAGCAUCGCCCAGCUGGCGGCCCUGGCCAACCGGCCGCUGGCGGGGGGGGCGCCCCCCCCCGCGAAGCCCCUCACCUUCCAGCUGGCCGGCAGCAAGCUGACGCUGGCCGGGGCCCAGCUGCGCCACGUGGCCCUGGCCCCCCCCCGGCAGCUCCCACGUGCCCCCCACCCAUGGGUGCCCCCCCCCACCCUUGGGUGCCCCUGGGGGGGACACGGGGGGGGUAAGGGGGGGAUGUACCCAGAAACGGGGGGUCCCAGGGGGCCCUGGACCCCCCCCGGCAGCUCCCACGUAGGUGCCCCCCACCCAUGGGUGCCCCCCCCACCCUUGGGUGCCCCUGGGGGGGACACGGGGGGGGUAAGGGGGGGAUGUACCCAGAAACGGGGGGUCCCAGGGGGCCCUGGACCCCCCCCGGCAGCUCCCACGCAACGUGCUGCACCUGGUGGCGGCGGGGGGGCCCCACCCGCUGCUGAGCCCCCCGGCGCAGGUGGCCCUGAUCCAGGCCGUGGGGCCCCCCCCCGCCGCCGCCGCCCCCCCGCCCCCCCCGCCGGCAGCACCCUUGGGCGUCCCGGCCCCCCACCCGGCCGCCGCCACCCUGCUGCCCCCCCCGGCGCCCGCCCCGGCCCCCCCGGCCGCCGCCGCCGCCCCCCCGCCGCCGCCGCCGCCCCCCCCGCCGCCCCCCCCGCCGCCGCCAUCGGCGUCCCCAUCGCCGCCGCCCAAGUGCCGCCGUCGCUGGUGAACAGCUCCGGGGUGGUGAAGAUCGUGGUGCGGCAGGCGCCCCGCGACGGCCUGGCGCCCCCCACCCUGGGGCCCCCGGCGCGGGUGCCCCCCACCCACCCCGCCGCCGGGGCCCCCCCCGCCGCCGCCGCCGGGGCCCCCCCGCUGCUGCCCCUGCGGGCGCCCGCCCCCCUGCAGGCCCUGGGGCGGCCCCUGGUGCGGGUGCUGCCCGCGCCCCCCCCCGCCGCCGGCGCCGAGACCCCCGCUCCAGCACCCACAGUCCCAGCACCCAUCGCCCCGGCGCCCGUCACCGCGUCGCCCGUCACCGCGUCGCCCGUCGCCGCGUCGCCCGUCGCCGCGUCACCCAUCGCCCCGGCGCCCGGCGCCCCGACGCCCGUCACCGCGCCGCCCGUCGUCCCGGCGCCCGUCACCGUGUCGCCCGUCACCGCGCCGCCCGUCACCGCGCCGCCCGGCGCCCCGGCACCCCUGGGUGCCCGGGAGGAGCCGGAGGGGCUGACGCUGCGGGCGGGCACCCCGCCGGCCCCCGCCCCCCCCGGCCCCCCGGCCCGGCCCCGCCGGCAGCCCCCCCCGCCCCCCCGCUCCCCCUUCUACCUGGAGCCGCUGGAGGAGAAGCGCCGGCGGCAGCGGGCCGAGCGCCUGGAGCGCCUGGGCCGCCUCAACGCCCAGCACUGCGGCCUGGCGCCCGUCUACGGCGCCGAGGUGCUGCGCCUCUGCACCCUGCGCCCGGACGCCGGGGCCCCCCGCGCCGCCCCCCACGCCUGGGCCGGGGGGGGCCUGGCCCGCUGCCGCGCCGCCCAGCUGCCCCCCCGGCCCCGGCGCCUCGAGGCCUUCUGGGAGCGCGGCGGCGCCCUGGCCCGCGCCAUCCUCACCCCGCCGCAGCGCCUCGAGCAGCUCGCCGACCUCAUCGAGAGGUUCGUGUUCGUGCUGCCGCCGGUGGCGGCGCCGGCGGUGGCCCUGCACGCCUCGCACCCCGCGCCCUGGCGCCAGCGGCAGCGGGUGCUGCUGGAGGAGCGGCUGCGGCGCGAGCUGGCGCCCCGGGCCCGGGGGCUGCACCGCGUGGUGGCCAACAUGCGCACCCACUUCCCCGACCUGCGCCUCAUCCAGUACGACUGCGGGAAGCUGCAGACGCUGGACGUGCUGCUGCGGCGCCUCAAGGCCGGCGCCCACCGGGUGCUGAUCUUCACCCAGAUGACGCGGAUGCUCGACGUCCUCGAGCAGUUCCUCACCUACCACGGCCACAUCUACCUGCGCCUCGACGGCAGCACCCGCGUGGAGCAGCGCCAGGCCCUCAUGGAGCGCUUCAACGCCGACAAGCGCAUCUUCUGCUUCAUCCUGUCGACCCGCAGCGGCGGCGUCGGCGUCAACCUGGCCGGCGCCGACACCGUCGUCUUCUACGACAGCGACUGGAACCCCACCAUGGACGCCCAGGCCCAGGACCGCUGCCACCGCAUCGGCCAGACCCGCGACGUCCACAUCUACCGGCUCAUCAGCGAGCGCACGGUGGAGGAGAACAUCCUCAAGAAGGCCAACCAGAAGCGCAUGCUGGGCGACAUGGCCAUCGAGGGCGGCAACUUCACCACCGCCUACUUCAAGCAGCAAACCAUCCGGGAGCUGUUCGACAUGGCGCCCGAGGAGCCGGGGCGGCGCGAGCGGGACGGCGAGCGGGACCGUGACAAGGACAAGGACAAGGACAGGGACCGGGACCGGGACAGGGACAGGGACGUCCCCGGGGACGAGGACGAGGACCCCGCCGCCACCCGGCGCACCCACAUCCUCGAGCAGGCGCUGUGCCGGGCCGAGGACCCCGAGGACAUCCGGGCGGCGACGCAGGCCAAGGCGGAGCAGGUGGCCGAGCUGGCCGAGUUCAACGAGAGCUUCCCGCCGGAGGACGAGCGCCCGCGCGACGACGACGACGAGCCCUCCCGCGCCGAGCAGGAGAUCGCCGCCCUCGUCGAGCAGCUGACGCCCAUCGAGCGCUACGCCAUGAACUUCCUGGAGGCGUCGCUGGAGGACGUGAGCCGCGAGGAGCUCAAGCAGGCCGAGGAGCAGGUGGAGGCGGCGCGCAAGGACAUCGACCAGGCCAAGGACGAGGUGGUCUUCCGGCUGCCGGCCGAGGAGGAGGAGGAGGAGGAGGAGGAGGAAGAAGAGGAGGAGGAAGAGGAGGAGGAAGAAGAGGAGGAAGAAGAGGAGGAGGAGGAGGAAGAGGAAGAGGAGGAGCAGCAGGAGGAGGAGGAGGAGGAGGAGGAGGAGGAAGAGCAGCGGGAGGAAGAGGAGGAGCCGCCCGCCGCCGCCGCCGCCGCCGCCGCCGAAGGCCCCGCCCCGCCCCGCCGCCCCCGCCCGCCCCGCCCGCCGCCCGAGCGUCCCGGCACCCGGGCCAGCGAACGGCUGCGCGGCGCCCGCCCGGCGUCACCGUCACCGCCGCCGCCGCCAACGCCGCCGCCAACACCCGCGGCCGAGGUACAACCGCCGCCGCAACCGCCGCCGCAACCGCCGCCGCAACCGCCGCCGGAGCCGCCCAAGGCGCCGGCGCGGCGCCGCACCAGCGCCGACGUGGCCAUCGGCCAAGGUGCCGGCGGCGGCGGCGGCGGCGGCCCCGGGCCGGCGGCCAAGGUGCUACGGAAGCUGCCGGGGCGGCUGGUGACGGUGGUGGAGGAGAAGACGCCGGCGCGGCGCCGCCCCCGCCGCCGCCGGGCCCCCAGCGGCAGCCGCAGCCCCUCGGAGGCCGAGGCCUCGCCGGGCGGCGGCGGGCCCAGGCGUCCCCGGCGCCGGCGGGCCCCGCCGCACCCUGAGGCGCCCAAGCGCAAGCGGGGGCGGCCCCCCAAGCGCCGCCCGGCCCCCCGGCGCCCCAAGGCCCGGCGCCCGCGGCGGCGGGGCCGCGCCGGCCGCCGGGGCCGCCCGGCUCGCGCCAACGCCGUGGCCUCGCCCGCCGCGGCGGUGACGACACCCAAACGCAAGCGGGGGCGGCCGCCCAAGCGGGUGACGCCGGCGCGGGGGUCGUCACCCGAAAGCAGCGCCUCGGAGGCGCCGGCCCGCUGCACCCGCCGCCGGCCCGGCGGGUUGUUGCCGCCGCUGGAGCGGGAGCCGGGCAGGCCGCGGCGGCGGUCGCGGUCGCAACACCCGGCGGCGGUUGUAGCGCCGCCCCGGGCGGCUCGGCGGCGGCCCCGCUCGCCGGCGUCUUCCUCGGCGCCUUCCAGCGAGGAGGAGGAGGAGGAGGAGGAGGAGGAGGAAGGGCGGCGGCGGCCCGCCAAGCGCCGCCGCCGCCGCCCGCCGCCCGCCGCCCGCCGCCGCCUCCGCAGCGCCGCCGCCCCGCCGGCCGCCAACACCCGCUCCACCGCCGCCGCCGGCGGUGCCCCCCCGCCGCCACCGCCGCCGCCAACACCCGGCCCCGACGGCGCCGCCGGCCGCGGCCGCAAGGCCAAGACGUGACCCCCAGCCGCCGCCUCCACCGCCCCCCGUUUCCCCCCAGCCGGUAAGGAAAUAACGAGGAAACACCCCAGAAAAGACCCCGCCCACCCCCCGGCUCGCCCGGACGGCGGAGGCGCAAGAUGGCCGCCCCGGCGCGCGGACGGCGGCGCCGGCGGAUGCUGACAGUGGCGGAGCCGGCUGACGCCGAAAUCGGCGGCUUUCGGCACCGGGUGACGUCGGAGCUGGGGGACAUCGAAGGCGGUGGGUGAUGGAGACGGGGAACAGCCGACCUGCGGGUGUUGGAGCUGGUGGACACCGAAACCUGGAGAUGUUGGAGCUGGUGGACACCAAAACCAGGAGUUGGAGCUGGUGGACACCAAAACUGGCAGUUUUCCACACUGGAAGAUGGCUGAUCUGGAGGACGUUGAAGCCAACGGUUGAUGGAGAUGAGAAAUGGCCGACCUGCGGGUGUUGGAGCUGGUGGACACCAAAACCAGGAGAUGUUGGAGCUGGCGAACACCAAAACUGGCAGUUUUCAGCACUGGAAGAUGCCUGAUCUGGAGGACGUUGAAGCCAACGGUUGAUAGAGACAGAAAAUGGCCAAUCUGUGGGUGUUGGAGCUGGUGGACACCAAAACCAGGAGAUGUUGGAGCUGGCGGACACCAAAACCGGCAGUUUUCCACACUGGAAGAUGGCUGAUCUGGAGGACGUUGAAGCCAACGGUUGGUGGAGAUGAGAAAUGGCCGACCUGCGGGUGUUGGAGCUGGUGGACACCAAAACCGGCAGAUGUUGGAGCUGGCGAACACCAAAACUGGCAGUUUUCAGCACUGGAAGAUGCCUGAUCUGGAGGACGUUGAAGCCAACGGUUGAUAGAGACAGAAAAUGGCCAAUCUGUGGGUGUUGGAGCUGGUGGACACCAAAACCAGGAGAUGUUGGAGCUGGCGGACACCAAAACCGGCAGUUUUCCACACUGGAAGAUGGCUGAUCUGGAGGACGUUGAAGCCAACGGUUGGUGGAGAUGAGAAAUGGCCGACCUGCGGGUGUUGGAGCUGGUGGACACCAAAACUGGCAGAUGUUGGAGCUGGCGAACACCAAAACUGGCAGUUUUCGGCACUGGAAGAUGGCUGAUCUGGAGGACAUUGAAGCCAACGGUUGGUGGAGACGGGAAACAGCCGACCUGCGGGUGUUGGAGCUGGCGGACACCAAAACCUGGAGAUGUUGGAACUGGUGGACACCAAAACCGGCAGUUUUCCACACUGAAAGAUGGCUGAUCUGGAGGACAUUGAAGCCAACGGUUGGUGGAGAUGGGAAGUGGCCGACCUGCGGGUGUUGGAGCUGGUGGACACCAAAACCGGCAGAUGUUGGAGCUGGUGGACACCAAAACUGGCAGUUUUCGGCACUGGAAGAUGGCUGAGCUGGAGGACAUUGAAGCCAACGGUUGGUGGAGAC